AUAAAAUUAUUUUCCACUACACAACUCUCUUGAAGAUAGUUACAAGUUAACCAUUUAUCAGUCAAGUGUAGUAUCCUCAUAUCGUUUACAUAACACAUUUCGAAGAUUAGAUAAAUAAAUUAGCACUCAAGAUGAUUGGUAAUAGUGUUGUACGAUUAGCUACCUCGGCAGCAGUUAAAGUACCUUCACGAAGCAUGAGUGGUAUUGGAGUCGCAGGUCCCCCACAAAACCGUAUUGGAUUCCCAUUAAAAUUAGCAUAUGGUGGAGCUAUGAUUGGUGGAGCAUGUUUUUAUCCAUUCUGGGUUUUAGUCCACCUUAAAGAUUACAAAGGAAAAGAAUAAUCAUCUCAAUUUUUAAAUGUAAUUUUAGUUGUAAAUAAAUACUCGAAUA
This is a messenger RNA of Chrysoperla carnea, 390 nucleotides long. RefSeq lists its product as uncharacterized. The record is from RefSeq and is a predicted model, not a curated record. Lineage: Eukaryota; Metazoa; Arthropoda; Insecta; Neuroptera; Chrysopidae. Bases 132 to 341 code for a protein of 69 amino acids. The transcript is spliced from 2 exons.